Molecule: messenger RNA, 1126 nt
Organism: Pygocentrus nattereri (red-bellied piranha)
Lineage: Eukaryota; Metazoa; Chordata; Actinopteri; Characiformes; Serrasalmidae
Product: elastase-1-like
Exons: 8
Coding region: 123-944 (273 amino acids)
Biological process (GO): proteolysis
Molecular function (GO): serine-type endopeptidase activity
Source: RefSeq, a predicted model, not a curated record
AUAAUAAGGUGAAAUUGGAACUGCAUCAGACAACAUCUGGACUUCUUUCCAUCGACUACUUUCAACUGUCGGACCUAUAAAUACAAGAUGAGUCUUGAAGAAAAGGAUUGGACCAGUCCACAAUGAUGCAUCUUGUGCUCCUCUUGUCCUGCAUUGGGCUCAUCUAUGCCAGCGCUCCACCGGACCUCACGGUGAGCAAUGAGAGAUACACUGGAAAGGUUGUAGGUGGACAGAAUGCUCAUCCAAACAUGUGGAGAUAUCAGGCAUCUCUGCAGUAUGACAACUGGAAUACAGGCCACUAUGCCCACAUUUGUGGGGGCAGCCUUGUUAGCCCACUCUAUGUUAUGACUGCAGCCCACUGUAUCCUCAGUCUGGAGGCCAAGUUCUAUCGUGUGGUUCUGGGGGAGUACAAUCUCUAUAAGUAUGAAGGUACUGAGCAGACUCGUGCUGUGAGUAAGAUCAUUAUUCAUCCUGGCUGGACUGGAGAUCUUACAAUUGGAAAUGAUAUUGCUUUGCUGAGAUUGGCUUCUGAAGUCUAUGGCAAUGGUUAUAUCACCCUUGCGGACCUUCCAUACCCAGGGCAGACUUUACCCAAUGGCUUUACCUGCUACAUCACUGGAUGGGGGCUUCUGGCCACUGGUGGUAGUGCCCCAGACAUCCUGCAGGAGGCGCCGAUACCUGUGGUGGAGCACUCUGUGUGUGCCUCUCCUGAAUGGUGGGGCAGUGCAGCCAAGAAAUCCAUGAUAUGUGCUGGAGGAGAUGGCAAUACUUCUGGCUGCCAGGGUGACUCCGGUGGACCUCUGAGCUGCUUCACUGAUGGUUAUUGGAGGGUGCACGGUGUGGUUAGCUAUGGCCCUGCUGUUAAUUGCAACAUGUAUACUAAACCAACAGUCUUCACUCGCGUGUCAUUCUUCUUGGAGUGGCUGUAUUCUCAAAUGGUUUGAAAGCCCAACAUGUUUUGAAUCAAAGACCCCAAAAUCUGUUGACUCCUUAAUGAGAGCAUGAUUCUUCACAAGGCCUCUGAAUGAAAUGUAUCAAAUUUAAUUUCACAAUAUUUUGCAAAUAGCAUAAAGUGAUGGUAUCAGGCGAUCAUUACCUAUAUGCAUUAAUAAAGUUAUUUAACCCA